Messenger RNA from Heterobasidion irregulare TC 32-1, 480 nucleotides. RefSeq lists its product as uncharacterized. The transcript is spliced from 2 exons. NCBI's taxonomy places the organism in Eukaryota, Fungi, Basidiomycota, Agaricomycetes, Russulales, Bondarzewiaceae. The coding region runs from base 1 to 480 and encodes 159 amino acids. The record is from RefSeq and is a predicted model, not a curated record.
AUGGGCAUAGACGAUGAGAACGUCGUGAUGGAUGCACCUUUCCUGAGCAGGACGAACGUCAUGAAGCGACGUUCCGCCGUUGACGCCGCGUCGGGUCGUCUGUUCAGCCCACGCAACCCUGCCACCCAGCGCCCUCGCGCUCAUCCCCUCGACGGUUCACAUCCGCCCCUUCCUCGUGCUGCGUCGCCGCCAAAACCCCGCGCACGCUCACCCCUAUGCACGCUCGCGCCCAGAAUCCUCGUGCUCGUGCUCUCUGCUGUCGAUGUUCCCGCUGUCGAAGUCACCAUCUCCAACGGUGUCGACGCCAACCCCUUCGACAUCACUGCCCCCGCCUCCGCCAGGGAACACGAUGUCCUCGUCGAGUUUCUCACCCUCCUUGCCGUCUGCUACACCGUCAUCCCCGAACUUCAGGACGGCAAGAUGCAGCGGCGGAGGACAAUGAUGAACACAAGCAAUGGCAGCGACAGAGAAUGGGCAUAG